Messenger RNA from Nylanderia fulva, 831 nucleotides. Lineage: Eukaryota; Metazoa; Arthropoda; Insecta; Hymenoptera; Formicidae. The record is from RefSeq and is a predicted model, not a curated record.
AAAGUCCAGCAUAUAUUAAAUUGUAAACAUCGCGUACAAUUACUCCAUAUUCCGCAUUGUUGUGCCACAUGAAUUUUAUACUUCCCUCUCUCUUUCUCUAGUACAAACUGCCAAGUUAAAUAUAAUUUUUGAAUAGACGUUAUAAAAGUGACAUGCUCGUGCGAUUCCGAGCGACUAAAUAAGUACACGCGUAGAGUUUAGGAAGGCUUAAAACACGGCAACGGGACGAGGGUGCGGAAUUUCAGACACGACGAGCUUAUAUACGCAUAUUACGUGCGUGUCCCUCGUUAACGCGUCCAAGUUUUCCGUGUGUGCCGUCACGCGUGUUUCGUCCCGAGGAUAUGACAGAACAAGAAUUGUGUCAGUUAAGAGACUCGUCCAAUGACACGGCUUAAAUAUAAACCAAAUAUAUACGGGCGAGACCGCACGAAACCGACAUCUCUCUCUUUCGGGAGAAUAUAGACGCGUCUAUUUAUGCUCACACUAACUAAUCUACCGAAGGAAAGUUUGAAGCAGCGGCGUACGAAAUCAAGAAUAAUUCAAUUAUGCACCAGAGGACGUCACUUCUCGCGACACCAGGAGACGUUAAAAGUGCCCAUGUCGCUUUUUCGCGAUAAUCGCCAGCGACUCAUCUCACGUCUCCGUGCAAAGAAUGAAGUUUCUGCCGCGGGCGCUUUCGUCCUUCUUCAGGGUGGCGUGGACGUUCCCUUCAACGACACCGACGUAAACUGGCCCUUCAGACAGGUGCGUAUUUGCGUGCUGUUAUGCCCUUUAGUAUUUGCCAUAUCGAUGAAUCUAUAUGCUCGAGCUGCAUAAUUAAAUAAAAAGAUA